Molecule: messenger RNA, 561 nt
Organism: Cariama cristata (Red-legged seriema)
Lineage: Eukaryota; Metazoa; Chordata; Aves; Cariamiformes; Cariamidae
Product: DNA primase large subunit-like
Exons: 5
Biological process (GO): DNA replication, synthesis of primer
Cellular component (GO): alpha DNA polymerase:primase complex
Source: RefSeq, a predicted model, not a curated record
AUUAGUGAAGACCUGAAAAAUGAAUUGGCAAAUGACCUGUGUGCGUCAACCCCUGGCUUCAGUGUGACUAAAGUAAAAGAACUAAUGUUCUAUAAGGUUGGACUUGCAGAUGCUGUGGACCUGUUUAGAGCCAGAAAAGUGUUUAUUAAAGAUGGCUUUGCAUAUGUGCCACUUACGGAAAUUGGGGCGAUUGUUUUGAAUAACUAUAGAACAAAGUUAUCCAAAGCACUGGCGCUGACAGCACGAUCGCUGCCUUCCAUACAGUCUGAUGAGAGACUACAACCUCUGCUUAAUCAUCUCAGCCAUUCUUACAUUGGCCCAGAUUACAGUGUGCAAAAGAACACUGGAAAAAUUUCUCUAGAACAGAUCGAUUCUCUUUCUCUGAAAUCAUUCCCUCUCUGCAUGCGCCAGUUGCACAAAGCCCUACGUGAUAACCAUCAUCUCCGUCAUGGAGGCCGUAUGCAAUAUGGACUGUUCUUAAAAGGCAUUGGCUUGACUCUGGAACAGGCACUGGAAUUUUGGAAGAAAGAAUUUAUCAGAGGAAAAGUGGAUGCAGACAAG